Messenger RNA from Lucilia sericata (common green bottle fly), 1284 nucleotides. RefSeq names its product flocculation protein FLO11-like. Lineage: Eukaryota; Metazoa; Arthropoda; Insecta; Diptera; Calliphoridae. The record is from RefSeq and is a predicted model, not a curated record. The coding region runs from base 1 to 1284 and encodes 427 amino acids. The transcript has a single exon.
AUGAAGAACGAUGUACCAUUUAUAGACGUCACCAACACUCCAGCGAAAGAAGAGAUGGAAUAUAUGCUGCCUCCUACACCAGGAAAUAAUUUUGAAAAUUUGAUCCCAAACCAAGAGAUCGAAGAUAGUGAAUUUGAUGAGAUCCCGUGGUUCAGCCCAACCUACGUCGAGCACGAACUAGCACCAACUCCAGGAAGAAAUUCAUUUGACAGAUAUUCACCCCCAAGCCAUAAUGAGGACAUUGAGUCAAACAGUGACGAUGGCGUAGAAACACCACAAAGCUCCAACCCAAUAGACUUUGAUGAGAUGGAAGAAACAUUUAGAACAACAUUCGGUGCGUUUGAUACGACUGUCGAUAUAAGACAACCAUCACCAACGAAAAAUAGUACAUCCACACGUAACGGAAGAGGAUGGUUCACCAUUGAUGUGGAUGAGAGCCGAUGCCAUGACUUUUGUGGUCAUAUUGGAUUUCAAAGGACAAUCACAUAUCGUUUCUGGGUAAGCCAGAAAUACCCAAAGACUGAAGUUCCAAUUGAAGGUUGUUGUCAAAGUUCACAAAAAAAUGAUAUAUCUCCAUCAUCUAAUACAUCAUGGAUAGAAGUAUCACCCCUUCCCACCAACACUUGCAACCAAUUCGAGUGUUUGACGACAUUGUCUAAAACUACAUCCGAACAGACGUCACGUGCUACCCCUUACAUCAGCUUAUUUGCAUUCCCAGAUAUGUUUUCCAUAAAUCUAUCCUCGAAGAGCUCAACCAAAUCAGAUUCUACCUACAUUUUAUAUUUUACACCCAAACAAUCGCCACUUAUAAAUACCGAUAAAUUAACUUCAACAAACCAACCAAUAAUAGAAAAGCCAUCUCUGUUAUCAUCAACAAAAUCUUCUUCUUCAUCAUCUUCUUCUACAUCAUCUUCUUCUCCAUCAUCUUCUUCUCCAUCAUCUUCUUCAACAUCAUCUUCUUCAUCAUCAUUUUCUUCUUCAUCACCACCUUCUUCAUCAACAAAAUCAUCACCAUCACCUUCAUUACCAACACAACCUCCAGCUACAUCUCCAUCAUCAUACACACCCACUAGUACAACCCCUAACAUCCGCAAAGAUGACAGUUACGAGAACACCACAUCACAGAGCCUUGUAAGUGAAGAAGAACCAUCAACACUUUUAAACAAGCUUAGCGUUUUCGAGAAAAUCGAAGGUUUAGAAGAGGUACCCCAAGAACUACAGGACAAAUUAGCUGAACUGCAUUGCACAAGAAAGGCAGUCUGCGCCCAGCUUUCGCUUAGGUAA